AAAGUGACCUUGAACGACUUAAAUGUAAUCUCGGUAGGCGAGUAUAUAACGUUGGGAUAGAGGAUCUAUCAUUUAGAGGGUUUUCUGUUUUGAAUUUCCGAGAGGCACCUAUUAAAAGUCCGAAAAAUUGUCUGGUAAUCUGCUCUAAUUUAAAAUGAGUUCAGACUGGAAUUCGUUACCAGUCAAAUUAUCUAAAAGCAUACUAAAAGCUAUUGAUGCAUUAGGAUUUAAAGAAUCUCUGCCUGUUCAGCAAUAUGUUAUUCCCCUCCUAUUAAAUUCAAAAGAUGUUGCAGCUGAGGCUAUCACUGGUUCUGGGAAAACUUUGGCAUUUGUUAUCCCCGUUUUGGAGAUAUUAUUAAAAAGAAAACGCCCAUGGCAAAUAUAUGAAAUUGGAGCUUUGAUUCUAUCUCCUACCUGUGAAUUAGCAAUUCAAAUAUAUGAGAUAGUGUUACACUUUAUCAAAUAUGUCAAUGCAAACUCCAAUGAGUAUAAUUUCUCAGCGCUUGUCUUCACUAGUAGUGGACGUUCUAGUGGAGCUACAACAAAAUUUCAAGACUUCAAUAAUUUUAAAGAAAAAGGUUCCACUAUUCUUGUUGCUACACCUGGACGGUUAACUGAUUUAAUUUUGGCUGGUGCAAUUGUUGACUAUGGAUUAGGUAAUAUGGCUAAUCCUAUUAUCCGUGGACUUCGAAGUAUGGAGGUUUUGAUACUUGAUGAAGCUGAUCGUCUUCUAGAAAUGGGAUUUGAAUCACAAAUCAACACCAUCUUAUCAUUCUUACCUAAACAACGUAGAACAGGACUAUUUUCUGCAACUCAAACAACUCGUGUUGAAGAUCUCGUAAGAGCUGGACUCCGUAAUCCAGUUCGUGUGACCGUGAGUCAACAAACACAGAAAGAAUUAGAAUGUGCGAAUAAUCAGUCUCUGCAACAACGCAUUCCAUCUGCCCUUCAAAAUUUCUAUACAAUUGUUGAAACAGAUGAGAAAAUUUCAUUAAUUGUACGAUUUAUUUUAAUGCAUAGAAAAGAGAAAAUCUUAAUAUUUUUCGCUACAUGUGCAUGUGUAGAUUAUUUUUAUUGUAUACUUAAAGGUUUACUAUCAUUGAAACAAUCAAAACGUAUACAAAGAUUACAUGGAAAAUUGAAUAAAAAACGAUUUGAUCUUUUCACAAAAUUUAAAAAUACACCCAACGGAAUAUUAUUGUGUACUGAUGUAAUGGCUCGAGGUAUAGAUGUACCACAUAUUGAUUGGGUUAUUCAGUGUGAUCCACCAACAAAUGCAAAUGAAUUUGUUCAUCGUUGUGGUCGAACCGCUAGAUGUGGACUUGAAGGCAAUGCUUUAUUGUUUGUUACUUCUCAAGAAGCUGCAUAUAUCAAUUUCCUUCAUAUUAACCAACAAGUAAAUUUAUUACAUAUGGAACGCGAUGAACUUAAUCAACAUAUAGCUCCGUUGACUACAGUCGAUACGAUUGAUUCUAUCACUGAACGAAUUCGAAAUCUUUGUAAAAAAGACAAACUAUUACAUGAGAAAGCAAUACGUGCAUUUGUAUCGUAUGUUCAAUUUUAUCGAAAACACGAAUGCAAUUUACUACUGAAUUAUAAAAAAUUGGAUUAUGGUCGAUUAGCCAACGGUUUUGGACUUUUAAAACUCCCAUCUAUGCCAGAAUUACGAACUGGUAAUGUUAGUUCAUUUAAUCCAUCAAAUGUAGAUAUAUCAAAAUUAACUUAUCGGGAUAAAAGUGUAGCUAAACAGCGUGAAAUAAUGCAGUCAUCUGAUAAAACACAUGGAGAAAAUAAACCUAAAUGGUUAAUUAAAAAGGAAAAGAAUAAAGCAUGGAUUGCCAAAAAGAAACGAGCACGUAAAAUUAAAGCAUUAAAGAAACAACAUUUAGUUAAUGAAUCUUUGCACCCGGAAAUCUGUGAAAAGAAGAAUAAGGAGAUAAUAGAAACUAAACAGGAGAAUAAUGUAAAAGAUAUUGAUGAAUUACUUGUCGACUAUAGAUUAUUAAAGAAAUCGUAUAAGGGGAAGGUAUGUAGGUUUGUGUUACAUUUAGUAGUUUAUUUUCAUGUCCAUAUUAUUUAAGAAUAAACUACUAAUUUAUUUCUCAGCACAAGUAUCUAACAAGAAAUUUUACUUAUGAGAAAUCGAAUAAACUUGUAGGAUUCAAGUUUAAGAUUGGUAUUAAUACGCCUACCCAAAGUGUUAGAAUAACAGAUCUAACCUAAGGUUGUUCACUUAACAUGAUGGGACGCGAUCUCACGCCUAAGUCACUUCACUAACUGUACCGGCUCACCCCAUCCUGGUAAUUAUCUAUAUUUUUUAUAAAAACUUUUGAAUAAUACAGUUAGGCUGGUGAUAGAACAAUAUAUUUAUUAUAAAGAGAGAUUAAUAGCAAACAAGCUAGAGAGGUCAAUUCAUACAAUUUUGUUAAUUUUCCUCGCAUGGACUUUUUUGACCAUUAUUUUUCAUCAAGUUUUCAACGGCCAGUGUAAGUCUUCGAAACUAAUGUACUGUUUUAUCUAAGGGUGAUUUAUGGUAACGAUUAAGUGUUAUUCCAUUUUCACUACAAACAACUGUGUGACAACCUUUGUACAUCCUGUAAGACUAACAGAUAUGGUCUGUAAAUGUAAUUUGAGUAGUUGUACUACAGGUAGUUAAAAAUCGUACUUUGAUAACUAAAAAAGGGGAACAAUUAACAGAUGGUGUGUAUGCGCACUAUUGUAACGGACGCUAUUCACGAAUAAGUUUGUAAGUAGGGUGAAGCGGAACGUGGCAUCGAAGUUGCAACAAUUGUCAGACGAAACGAAGAGUUUCAGGGCAUCGAAAGCACGACGCUAGCGAAGCACACCGAAAAAUGGAAACGGACGAUGUGUAUUAUGUAAGUACUUUGUGACUUCUCACAAUGAAGAUACAUUCCUAUUGCCUUAUUUUACAUUAUUUCUGGAAAUUUUUAUACAUUUCAGAAGGGUUUAUUAUCUAACGGUCGGUAACUAUACCCAGUUGCCUCAACCUCUGUUUGUUCGCCUGCAUCAGAGUACAUGAAAUUAUUUAUUUACACACACGCUUUAAAAGUGAUAAGUGUUCGAUACCGUGAACAAAAAAAUAAAAGAUGUCUGUAAACGUAUUGUUCGUUUGGGUUGUAUAAGAAUCAGUAUAUAGCUUGAUAUAAUAGGUAGAUAGGUAGCUUAAUUCAUUAUAGCCAAUAUAAUUGACAUAAAUAAAAAAAAACUCCAUUUCGCUGUAAUUAUUGAUCUUCACUUGAUUUGUAGUCGUACUUCUCUUGUUUCUCUUUGCAGUUUCCUACAUAAUUUUUUAUUUGUUUCCACUUGUUCGUUGUUGUUUUUAAAUCUACAAACUUGAUAGGAUUUUGCAUUGUGUGUCGGAUUUUGCUUUGAUGCCCAUGGUUAUCUAGUCUUGAGUUAAUUACCUAUUUGUAAAUCUACUAAUUAAAUGAUCAAGUUUGUUUUCUAAGCUGUACGAUUCGAAAUAUAUCUGUAAUAAAUUCAAAGUCAAUAUAUAAAUUAUAUGUUUGUCUAGCCCUCCGCCAGACUUGAGGGUUCUGGAUCUGAUUCUCAGUGAGAUCGUAAAUGCACACUUUUGUGGUGCCUCAGACUAAUCGCCAUCCAAUGCUUUCUAUUUUGUAUAGUUAUCCAAAUAAGUUCUGUUUGUGUUAUCAAGCUGUGCAAUUUAACAAUUCCCAGAAACUUAUAGAAGAAUAAUAAUCAUGCGAUUACUAGUGCCUAGUUUUAUGAGGUUAUUUUCAAAGUUCCUGUGAAAGUUCGUUAUCGAUAGAGUUUAACCAUGUUGAGUAUGUGAGACAGUCGCAAUAUAGAAGAGAAUGUGAGAUAAUUGUGUAAAAUCGCAAAUUGCAUGCUUAUUAGAAUUGCAAUAUAGUCAGUUCUGUUCACUAAUUGACUAGAUAGUUCUAAGUGUAUGGUUAUAGUAAAUGAAGGAUUAUGAGUUGUAAGAACUGUGUUAUAUCUCUGCCUAUAUAACAAAUUUUGGAAAUGUUUCUGGACUAUUCCCUAAUAUGCGUAGGCAGUAAUGUCAUCAGCACUAAUUUGAAUUUAAUAGAUAUUUUAUUUUUGGUAUUUGUAGAUCAAGGAAAAGUGAUUAGUAAAUUCUACUGAUAUACUCGUCAUGCCACAAGGAAGAAACAAAUUGGAAUUUGCCUUUUAAGCCACUAACACCUUUCUGUAUAUGUUCAUUGACUAUCAAAUACCCAGCCUUCUGUAAAUAAAAGAAUACUUAUACCAUAUAUUAAAUGUU
This is a messenger RNA of Schistosoma intercalatum, 4267 nucleotides long. The record is from the annotation of a GenBank genome assembly. Lineage: Eukaryota; Metazoa; Platyhelminthes; Trematoda; Strigeidida; Schistosomatidae.